GUUCAGUGUGCUCCCCUCGGCCGUCCCGAGAGCCGGACGCCUUCGCCAACUCUCUCCGGAAAUACCCGAACGUGUCCAUGGAGCGGUCCACGGAGAUGGUGGAGAGGCUGAUCACUUAUACUCAGGCUAAGAAUGUCUCCAAAAGCUACCAAGCCCGCUACGGAUCCCCUUCUCGACACGGCACCGAAUCGAACACCUCCAACCAGAUCUCUCCGGACCGGAGUACAUCCAGGAACACUGUUCCAAGAACUGGUAGCUACAGGAACACUUACGAGCCUGAAGUGAACUGCAGACCGAAGCCUAGGCUGGAAGAAUCACCGACCAGAGAUGUGAGAGCCGAUUGUGACUGUGCCGAGUAUAGGAGGCAAGUGAUGAGGGCUGACAGCAAGUAUCUAAAAGAAGUCGCGAGGAAAGUUAAGGAUAACUUAAGGAUGUCUUCUUAUCCUUAUAGCCAGCCAGUCGUCGGCCCCGUAAUAAGAGAGAGGUGCGAGCAAAAUUAUAAUUUCUCUCAAACACCGUCGCUUUUGACUGCUACCAAUUCUGUGAACAUGGAAGUUCAAGCGGCCGCUGAAAUGGUUUCCAAAGAAGUAGCAACAGUGCCAAGGACUGACCCAGUGAAAAGAACUGUAGCUGUUCCCCUAUCACCGGCCUCAUCCAGCGACGACACGAAGCCCGAAGGUGAUGUAUUAGAACACGCGAAUUUGAACCCUCACCCACGGACUUACAAGUCUGUCGAGACUGCUAGCAUGCCAGUGGACUUAUCCAUCCAGACCACCUCCAGUUCCGUUGAUGUAGCCAAGCCGGUCCGCAACUGUCGCUGCUUUGUCAUUCAAAGGAAGACCAAAUCCAAUGAGAAUCUUCGCAAGGGUUUUGGAGACGAGAUCUUCGAACUACUAGAUAAGGUUUCAGUCUGUCCCAAUGCAGACCCACAAGCAAGCGACUUGAGACGAGAAGUGCUUAAACAAAUGAGCGCAAAGCUGCAAGAAAUGACUGAAAAUUUAGAUUUCAAUGAAGGCCCUCAUAAUAAGAAGGAUGAUAUUAGCAAAUUGUUGAAAUAUGUCCCAGUUUGGGUUCCCUGUGGAGAUGUCCAGGCUUACAGAGAGGCCAUUUCUGAUGAAAUUAUAAGCCGGAUGAAUCGAUAUAAAUCUUAUGAUGUUUAUAGAACUGAAACUAAUUUACAAAUGUCAAAUGAUGGCAGAAACCUUGACGGUGUGAUCGUGAACUGGAUAAGAAGUAUACCCUUUCAAACAGUAGAUAUUUUUGGGAAAGUAAUAGAUAAGGGUGAUAUUACGGAAACAUUAAGUAACAGAAUUAAACGUCUAAUUCGAAAUAGAUCUAGAAGUGACAAUAAUUCGCUAAAAUCAGAAAUAAUUUACAUUAUUUCCAAAUUACCAAUAGCUGUUGAUGAAUACAAGAAAUCUGAGUAUAUCAAUAAUAUAACAGAUCAAUUUAUAAGGAGACUUAGGUUGCAAAAUAUUCUCAAACAUGGUGAUAAUGCAACUGAGUCUGAAUCUAAUCAUCGUAAAAAAAAAUACGUGAAUAGAUUUAAGAAAUAUGUUCAACCAACAGAAGAAGAGAUAAAGCAAUGUGUUUCGGAGGAUUUAAAGUAUUUUUUAGAACGAACAUGCUCUCACACAAAUUCAGUACCUAUUCAAGAUGUUGAGAUUGAAAUAAUCGAUUUUCUUAUCGAUUCUAUUGAAGCAUUACGAUCAGGUAGAGACAGUCUCGUUGAAAGCGAGUUGGUAAUGUUGUUGUGUCAAGAAAUUGACAACAUAACAUGGCAAGACGCUCGACAAUGUAGUCAAAAGCUACUGCAUCUUGUUAAAAAUAUAUUUACUUCAGAUACAACUAAUCAAACAUGUACGAAAUCUAGUCAAAAUUCAAGACAAUCGCAAUCGUAUGUUAUCCUCCAAAAUGCAACGAAUAGUUGUCCACAUUACCAAUCUAAUAAUAACGAAACGGCGAAUUUUAGCAUUGGAGCAAUAUCCAAGGACGAUGUAGACGCUAGUUUAGAUUUAUACAUGAAUCAACUGACUACACAGAUAGACGAGUGGUUGGCAAGUCUGCAAACGUUAAUUCCACAAGCACACGACUCUGGUUUCAGACAAGUAGUCGUCCACGAUCUAGCAGGGGACAUAAUCGACCGGCACAAGUAUUUAGAACUGAAUCCUUCUUGUCGAGACUCUAACGAAGAUGAAUUGGAGCAUUUGAAGUACCAAAUUUUCAAGUGGAUCAACAAACUAGCCGGAGAAGACAAUAUGGACACGAUUGAGCAUGCCCCUGAACUGAUGCAAAGAAUCCAAAGCAUUCCUGUGCCAAUGUUGACAAGGCCUCAACAAAACGUAAGCGGAUCUAUAAGGUGUUGUCCACCAAGUGUUACUGAUUUUAAUACUUCAGCAGCAAGAGCAGAAGCCGUAAACACAAGCCAACCAAUGUCUCUAAAUAACACCAAAAAUAACUAUAACCAGUCACAAGUAAACCCUGAAAUGGGAGCCUCGUGUUGCUCUAGUACUCACUUAAAACCAUCUACACCAUCAAUGAAGCAGUUGAAUGAAGAAUAUGACGCUUUUUUGAAAAACUGGGUCAAAGAAAUACCUAUCCCAUCAUGUACAGCAGCUGAGAAAGCAAACGCAGAUAAAGCACGAAUGGGCAUUUACAAUGGAGUUUGGAAAGCCAUAACAAGAUUAAAAUUUGAACCAGCAACGUUUCAUAACCAAUUUUAUUACGAAGACGCUUUAGAUGAUGAAUUAGAGGAGUUGUUUAAUGCACUUCCGAAAAGUACAGAAUUAGAAACGAAGAAACAUCUACUAAAAGUUCAGUUGAUUGAGAGAACUACUAAUACUAAUGAGUUGAUCAAAUCUACUGCGGCUCCUGCUUCUUUUAGGCAACAGCUAGUGGAGAGCGUCUAUAAUAGCCUUCCACGAGGAACCUCAAAUAAACAGCCCCACGAAGAACUCCAAAUUAUGAAAUUAGUCGAAGAUUUCAUACUCUGCGCAAAUUUUAAAGAUCUCGACAAAGCUAAAGGAAAUGUUUACCGUAAAAAGUUGAUACAAGAAGCUCAGACUCUUGUAGACAAUGUGAAGAAAAUGCACGGUAAAGAUUUGCAAGAUAUCGAUACAGAUCUGUAUGUUACUAAUAUUUUUAAUGCGCUACAUAAAGUUCCUUUACCUAGCGAAGAGACAGUGAAAGAUGAAGCUGAUGAGAUUAUGUUGGGUGCAGAAGUUGAACAGUGGUUUUUAGAUCUGCCUGUACUUCCAAACAACGAUGGAAAUGAACAGCUACAAAGAAAGAAAUUAAAAGAUGCAUUGGUAAAGAAAAUUCGUGAAAUUGAGAAUGACGUUAACAUAUUCGACUGCACUGGGGAGAGGGUACUCAAACACGAGAUUUCAUCGUUUUUAGAAAAGGUUCCAAUGCAGCAAGGAGAAAGUUUAAACAUAACUUUUAUGGCGGAUGAGUUUGCAAAUAGAUUGAAGAAUAGAGCAAAACAACUGCAGUCUGGUAAUGCGUCGCGAAAAUCGGUGGCGAUUAUGGAUUCUGUGGGGUAUUACGAGUUUAGUCAACACAUGCCUCACUGCUCCAGUUUCUCUGAAUCGCUGCGAGCGCGGCCUGCUGUAGCUAACCAAUCAAGCUAUAUGAUACGGGACGGCACUAGAGUACCAGACCAGUACGGAUACAAUUACUUUGCAGAACGGUCCCUACCGCCUCAUGUCCCGUUGCCUUCUGAGGAAUAUUUCACGCUUGAAGACAGUCAAGCCACGCCCAAACCACAACCACCUCAAAUGCAGCAACUACCUCAAAUCCAGCAACCACUACCACAGCCAAUCCAUGAGCACAAUCAGUACUCUCGCAUCCAAAGUAACAAAUCAGAGCAAUGGUUGACACUACAAGAAUCUACGGGACCACCUGUGGCUCCAAAUGUGCAAUGCCAUGAGAGCAUUAGAGAAAGAUCAAAUUUUAAUCCGCCGAUUCAAUCACCAGAGCGGCAACAAAGUCCAUGUUGUAGGAGUGCAGCAGCAAGUCCUGUGCGUCAAAAUACGGUCCAAGGUUUAAACCGAUCAGGGCAAACACCAAGACCUAGUAAUAUUGGAGUGGAACAAUUUUCACCCGCAUCACAACCUGUUCCUAUCCCUAACAUUCCACUGGGAGCUCAAACACCAUGCUGUAAUAGAAACCAAACGCCAUCAGGCAAUACCAGCAGAAUUGUCAGUCCUACUCGACAGAGAAUUCCUACACCAAUUCAAACUAGUGUGCCGAGUCCUGGAGUGAUGGUACCUAAUCAGCUACCUCAAGUAUCUUGUAGGGUACCUGAGCAGAUGCCUGCACACCCAGUAAGUCCUCCGAGAACUGCUGAACAACCUCAACAACCAGAAGGUAAUACAGAAGCUAGUGGACAAAGAGGACCUGGACAAAUAUCAAGUUACGGAGAACCACAAUGGUUUUCGACUCCCCAACAAGUAAUUACUCAAGGCUCUGCUCCAAGACCUGGCAGAAAGAAGAUACGCAGUUCGCAGAGGAAUAGACGGAAUCUAGAACGAAGACGUCUAGAUUUAGAAGAAGAUACGGAAGAAGGUUUUGAGUCGGAAGUGGAUGAGCCGUGCCGCUGUAUGGACCGAAUGAUGAGGUGUAGGAGACCACCAGUCUGCUUCGCUUACGAUGAUUAUGAGAUGGAUCAAUGCUAUCCCUUACCGUAUGGAUGUCCAUACUUUUAUUAA
Ostrinia furnacalis (Asian corn borer) is the source of this 4712-nucleotide messenger RNA. RefSeq lists its product as uncharacterized. The annotation marks the transcript as partial. NCBI's taxonomy places the organism in Eukaryota, Metazoa, Arthropoda, Insecta, Lepidoptera, Crambidae. The transcript is spliced from 6 exons. The record is from RefSeq and is a predicted model, not a curated record.